This is a messenger RNA of Coprinopsis cinerea okayama7#130, 1281 nucleotides long. RefSeq names its product aspartate Aminotransferase. NCBI's taxonomy places the organism in Eukaryota, Fungi, Basidiomycota, Agaricomycetes, Agaricales, Psathyrellaceae. Gene Ontology annotation, molecular function: L-aspartate:2-oxoglutarate transaminase activity; pyridoxal phosphate binding. The coding region runs from base 1 to 1281 and encodes 426 amino acids. The transcript has 6 exons. The record is from RefSeq and is a predicted model, not a curated record. Gene Ontology annotation, cellular component: mitochondrion. Gene Ontology annotation, biological process: biosynthetic process; L-aspartate catabolic process.
AUGUUGGCCUCAACUAUCGCUCGCAGAACUGCCACAACCCUUCGUGCGCCUGCUUUCAGGUCCAUCUCCGCCUGGGCCAACGUUCCUGCAGGCCCUCCUGACCCCAUCCUUGGCAUUACCGAAGCCUUCAAAGCUGAUAAAGACCCUCGCAAAAUCAACCUCGGUGUUGGCGCAUAUCGAGACGAGCACGGCAAGCCCUACAUCCUCCAGACUGUUAAGAAGGCAGAAGAAAUCGUUGCUUCCCAAAACCCUGACAAGGAGUAUCUCGGUAUUACUGGUCUCCCAGAAUUCACCGCCAGGGCCACCCUUCUUGCCUAUGGCGCUGAGAGCACCCCUCUCCAACAAGGAACCAUCUCAUCCACCCAGUCCAUCUCUGGCACUGGCGCUCUUCGCAUUGGCGGUGCCUUCCUAGCCCGUCACUACCCCCAUUCCAAAGUUAUCUACCUCCCAACCCCUACCUGGGGCAACCAUAUCCCCUUGUUCCGUGAUUCAGGCCUCGAAGUGCGCGGAUAUCGUUACUUCGACAAGACUAACGUCAGCCUUGAUUUCGAAGGUCUCAAGGCCGAUCUUUUGGCCGCUCCUGACCAUGCCAUCGUCCUUCUCCACGCUUGCGCUCACAACCCCACCGGCAUCGACCCUACCCCCGAACAAUGGGCCGUCAUCUCCGACAUUGUCAAGGAGAAGAAGCUGUUCCCCUUUUUCGAUAUGGCCUACCAAGGAUUCGCCUCUGGUAACACCGCUCGCGAUGCCUUCGCCUUGCGCCACUUUGUGGCCCAAGGCCACCAGGUCGCCGUCGCCCAAUCCUUCGCCAAGAACAUGGGUCUCUACGGCGAGCGAACCGGCAACUUCUCCCUGACCGUCGCGGACCCUGAGGAGAAGGCUCGUGUCGAUUCCCAACUCAAGAUCAUCAUUCGCCCCAUGUACUCUAACCCUCCUGCCCACGGUGCCCGCAUCGCCAACGCAAUCCUUGGCGACCCUACUUUGUACGCCCAGUGGGAAGCUGAAGUUAAAGGGAUGGCCGACCGCAUCAUUAGCAUGCGAGAGAAGGUCUACAACUUGCUCACUCACGAUUUGAAGACCCCCGGCGAGUGGGGCCACAUCAAGAGCCAGAUCGGAAUGUUCAGCUACACUGGUCUCCAACCCGCCCAAACCAAGGCCCUUGCGGAGAAGGCUCAUGUCUACAUGACUGCUGACGGUCGAAUCUCUAUGGCUGGCUUGAACGGUGGCAACGUCGAGUACUUUGCCCAGAGUGUUGAUGCCGCCGUUAGAGGCAACUUGUAG